AGAACCUGCUUCAUUUUCAUCCUCUUCUUCAUCUGAAACUUUGUUCUCUCUAUUUAUCCAAUUAUCUCCAAAUCUUGUCGUCACCAAGAAACCUCAGCUCAUUCUUCCCAACUUCACAGGUACGCUUCACAUCUUAAGCAACCCACAACAUCAACACCAACUCAAUCUUCAACAUAUAUGGCUUCAAACCCAGGGAUUACACAGAAGAAAAUCUCCAUACAAAACAAAUAUAAUGAGAAGCUGGUGGGUAUACUGCAUGAAACUGGAUCUCCAGAUAUUGUGGUGUUGUGUCAUGGUUUCCUAUGCACAAAGAAUGACACGAUAAUGGUGAGCCUAGCUGCUGCGUUGGAGGCAGAAGGAAUAAGUGCAUUUCGCUUUGAUUUCGCUGGUAACGGGGAAAGUGAAGGGCAAUUCAUGGUUUGCUGUCAGAGACAGGUUGAGGAUUUGCGUUCUGUUGUCCAACACUUUGUUGGGCAAAACCGCAAAAUAGGUGUCAUUCUUGGACAUAGUAAAGGAGGGAGUGUUGUGCUCCUGUAUGCUUCAAUGUACCAUGAUGUUCAUACAGUGGUCAAUGUUUCUGGUCGGUUUGAUUUGCUUAGAAGCGUUAGAAAGGAAUUGGAUGAUGAUGAAUUCAUGGAAAGAAUCAAGAAGGAUGGAUUCAUAGAUGUCAGAAACGCAGAAGGAGAAGUUGUGUACCGUAUUUUUGAGUUAUGCGUAACGAAUCUGCUGCUAAAUCCUAACAUGCACGACGCAUGUUGUGAGAUCGACAAAGUGUGCAGGGUAUUGAGCAUUUAUGGAUCCAGUGAUGAGGUGAAUCCCAUUGAAGAUGCAUUAGAGUUUGAGAAGGCUAUACCAAACCACAAAUUGCAUAUAGUAGAAGGGGCUGACCACUUUUACACGUCGCAUCUGAGUGAAUUAGUUUCCAUUGCAAUCUCCUUCAUUCAUAAAAGAAUGAAUGAAGAUUUGCAGCACAACUAAAUUGCUAUCUCAAUUCAAGCUAGUUUCUACUCUCAAUACUGAUUUAAUUAAUAGCAGUUUACAAGCUCAGCUUUGCUCAACUCAUCAAGCUUAUUAUUGAUAUACAUACCUUCAUUCCCAUUUUGAAAUAUUUCAUUUUUUACAUAUGAUAUUGUAAACAUGGACAUUAUGUCUAUUGUGGCAAUUUCGUUUAUUUCAAAAUCGCAACUAAUGCA
Molecule: messenger RNA, 1193 nt
Organism: Ipomoea triloba (trilobed morning glory)
Lineage: Eukaryota; Viridiplantae; Streptophyta; Magnoliopsida; Solanales; Convolvulaceae
Exons: 7
Coding region: 178-978 (266 amino acids)
Cellular component (GO): cytosol
Source: RefSeq, a predicted model, not a curated record